Molecule: messenger RNA, 1351 nt
Organism: Owenia fusiformis
Lineage: Eukaryota; Metazoa; Annelida; Polychaeta; Sabellida; Oweniidae
Source: the annotation of a GenBank genome assembly
CAUAAUUAUUAGAAUAACUUCUAGUGUUUAUGUUGAUCCAGAAUGUGUGCAUUUUUAGUAUUUUACUUAAUGAUAUACUGUAUACAUGAUUAUAGUGCAUUGCGUACAUUUUAUUACAUAUGUGUUUUUUACCAAAAGGUUAAAGACAGUGUUCAAAAGAACAUAUCACAUUGACGGCCUUGGCUUACGGUAGAACAUGUCUCCAUACAAUGUUGAUGAACUUACAUAUAUUUAACUUCAUUUACGUGACAUUUGACAUAAUGAUGAUGAGAUACAUGUAGUUUGAAGGAGAUGAUCCUUUGCUUUGCCUACAUGUCAAAAAGCGUUCGAAAACUCAGACAUUAUUAAUAACGUGUAAUCCUUGAUCAAUAACCGAAGAUAAGACUUGAAUAGUAUAAAUAGUUGUCUGGUCGGAUUUUUUUCACGAGGUGCAAUUAUUGUAUGGCAGCACCAUCAUGAAGUACUUAGGACUUUUGUUACUCGUGGCUUAUGUCGCAGCAGGUGAUAAAUGUAAUUGUCAAUUUUCUUUCCCGGGAGGAUCUUAUGCCGGUUCCAGCGGGGUCAAUACUAGGUUAGAUGCCCAAACGCUACGUCUUGGAAGGCUUGAACAAACAAUUGGAAACCUUGAAAAGAAAUUCUCCUCAUCUGACUCAGAAUAUGCAGAAGCUGUUGAGACUCUAGACUACCUAAACGAUCAGGUUGAAUCGAUCAGACCCAAGAAGUGCCCUGAAGGAGAGGUUGAGUGCUUGGACAACGGGGAUUGUGUUGACCAGUUGCUGGUCUGCGAUGGAGUCAAAGAUUGCUUCGACAAUUCUGAUGAACAAGAACGUGUUUGUACUCUACCAAUCACAGUAGGAGAUGAAUUCAAAGGACAAUUACUUAGUGGAAACGAGUGUCUAGAUGGAGGAUUCAAGUCCGAUGUAACCGUUUCGAUAACAUCUAUUACCAAACUCCCAUGGUUCCCACAAAGACCCAAGAUCGGCGGACGAGUAGUAUAUCGUUACUCCGACGGUGGAACUGAGACUGCUGGCUCCUUCAAAGUAAGCGGCUACUAUAACGCUGCUGUUGCCACCCUUAGCCUUUCCGCCACUGACGCCAGUGACGACAUUGGCUUAUCUGCUAAAUUUGGAGCAUACAACAACAACAAAGCAGUAGCAACCCUAAAUAAGAUUCAAAAAUCCGGAAACCGAAGAUACGAAGCAAUGCUAUGACACUACAAAGAGACUUUAAUUGAUAUUUCAUAAAUACAUUUUGUAAAUAACAUGAACACUAUAUAAAGGAAUCUCAAUAACCAACUUCUGUCACAUCAAAGUGGUUUGUAGAUAAAUUAUGUACAUAAAAUACAGUGCAC